Cordyceps militaris CM01 is the source of this 2187-nucleotide messenger RNA. RefSeq names its product glucokinase regulator family protein, putative. The transcript is spliced from 2 exons. Gene Ontology annotation, biological process: peptidoglycan turnover; amino sugar catabolic process. Gene Ontology annotation, molecular function: carbon-oxygen lyase activity; carbohydrate derivative binding; ether hydrolase activity. The coding region runs from base 1 to 2187 and encodes 728 amino acids. Lineage: Eukaryota; Fungi; Ascomycota; Sordariomycetes; Hypocreales; Cordycipitaceae. The record is from RefSeq and is a predicted model, not a curated record.
AUGCCGACACGGGGCCGGAUCGCGGCCGGAUCGCGGGGCCGUGAUCCGACGCCUCUCCGGCGGGUUGAACAGGUGAGCACAAAUGACAUUUUCAAAGCCAUUAAAUACGCAAUCCAGCUGAAAAAACUCUUUUCCUACAUGGAGGAACCAGGACACGACCAAAUGCCCACCCUCGGCACUCUCCAAACAGAGGCCAUCGGCCACCUGGCUCAAGACAUGGACACCCUGAGCACCCUCGGCCUCUGCCAGGCCUUUCACCGCGAAGAAAGCCAGGUGCCGUCCGCGAUCGCGCCAUGCCUGCCCACCAUUGCCCUGCUCAUCGACGCCAUGCUGCCGCGCCUGCGCGCCGGCGGCCGCCUGCUGUACGUCGGCGCGGGCAACAGCGGGCGCAUCGCGCACAUGGACUGCGCCGAGCUGCACGUCACCUUUUCCAUGUCGUCGGAGCAGUGUCAGGCGCUCGUCGCUGGCGGGCCGCGCGCUGUGCUCGCGGCGGUGGAAGGCGCCGAGGACAGCCGCGGCGACGGCGAGGCGCAGAUGAAGGCGCUGCGGCCAACGGCGCGGGACACCGUCAUCGGCGUGGCGGCGUCGGGGAGGACGCCGUUUGUGCUCGGCGCGCUGCAGAGCGCGCUGCGGGCGGGCGCGCUCACGGCCGCGGUCACGAGCGCGCGGCCGGCGGCCGUGGAGCGUCUCGGCGUCGGGUUCUGCAUCGCGGCGCUCGCGGGACCAGAGUUUGUGGCGGGCAGCACGCGCCUAAAGGCGGGCAGCUGCGCGAAGCAGAUCCUCAACAUGGUGAGCACGUGCGCCAUGGUUCGGCUGGGCAAGACGUACCGCGGGCUCAUGGUGGACGUGCGCGUGCACAAUGAGAAGCUGCGUGUGCGAGGGAGGAGGAUCGUGCGCCAGGUUUGCCAGGGAAAGGAUCUGCACCAGACCACGGCGGCGCUGCUCGACCUUGGUCCUCAAGUCGAGCUGGAUGAUGUUGCUGAUGCCCUCAUUGUCCGUUGCGGAGGCAGUGUCAAGCUUGCCUGUGCCGUGGGCUUAUCUGGCCUGGACCUGCCCGACGCAGAACGCAGGCUUCAGGAUGCGCAUGACUGCCUACCUGAUUUCGUCUUGCUGCUGGAAAACGGUCCUCAGAUGGCAGAACGUGGGCAUCAGGAGAAGCAGCCACCUCUGUUCCUCGCCAUCGACGGCGGCGGCACGAAAUGCGCAGUGUCCAUCGCCACGGCGCACGGCGUCGUCGUCGCCCGCGCCACCACCGGGCCGUGCAACCCGCUCUCGGCAUCCUUCCUGGACGUCGUGGCGCAGAUCCAGACCGCCGUGUCCCAAGCCGUCGCCGCGCUCCCCACCGCCAGCAUGCCCACCUUUAGCCGCGUUUGGGCCGGCCUCGCCGGCUUCCACCACAUGCGGGAGCAGGCGGCCGCCCUUUCCCAGGCGCUGGAGCGACUAUUUGGUGGCGUGGGAUGCCGCGUGCGGCUGUCGUGCGACACGUCCCUGCUGUCCUGCUGCCUGGACGAAGACGCGGAGACGGAAGCGGGCAUCGCGCUGGUCGCCGGAACGGGCUCCGUCGCCGUCGCGUUCCGCCGGACGGCGUCGGGCGAGGUCGUGCAGGCGGGGAGGACGGGGGGCUGGGGACACUUGGUGGGGGACCAGGGCAGCGCCUUUGCCAUUGGAAGGCGGGCGCUGCAGGCCAUCCUGAGCCGGCGGGAGCGGCACAUCGGCCGCGACGCCGGGGCGGACGCGGAAACGACGCUCGAGGCGGAUGUGCUGCGCCAUCUCCGCUGCGAGGAUGCGGCGGACCUGUUGUCGACCGUUCUCUCGCCGGCGGGAGGGUCUGUUCCGAGACUGGUGAUGGGAAGCGUGGCGCGCGUCGUCACGCAGGCCGCGUUCCGAUCCGAGGAGGCGAGCGUGGAGGCCUUGGGGAUUCUGGACGAGGCGGCCGAGCACCUCGUCGCGCUCGUGGAGCCGCUGGUGCGUCCCGGGCUCGCAGAGCCCGGCAAGACCGUCUUGAUUCUGUCCGGUGCACUGAUGGGCGUGGACGGGUAUCGAGACAUGGUGCUACAGAAGUGCCGUGAAAGGGGCUUCCAGUUUCGAAAGAUCAAGGUCAUCACAGACGCUUCAGGGAAUGCAGCCAGUCAUCUUUCAAAAUUGCCGAGAGAAGAACAAUGCACAAAUGGGAGCACUUUUCUAUAG